UCUGUGUGUCGGUUUCGGGCUCCAGUCGCCAUUUAGCGCGGAGACGUCCCCGGGGCGGCCGCGGCGGCUCCCGCUCCCUCCUCCCCGCCGCGGUCGCGGGGCGCCACCCGGACCCGGCUCACCUGUGGCGGCGGCAGUGCUCAGCGGCGGCGGGCGGCCCCCGGUGAGGAGAGGCUGCGAGCCGCGGGCGGGGGGCAGGAGGAGGGUUUCCGGCUCCGUGCGAGGCGGCGGCGGCUGCUGUUGGAAGGCAGCGCGGCCCGGCCCGGCCGUGCGCGGGCGGUGGCUGCCUGCCCGCCCGCCGGGAGGUGGAGGCCGCGGCCGCCAUGGGCGCCCCUGCGAGGCGGGGCUGAGUCCCCCCCCCCUCACCCCAGCCCCCUUUCCCUGCCCCCUUCGCCGCGGUGCGGGCGCUGGGCCUGCCCGGGCCUCCCCCGCCCGGUGCGAGUGACUGAGCGCAGUAGCUUCCUCCGCGGCCGGCGUGCGGGGCCUGCCCCCCUCUCCCCGCCUCGCCUCCCGACCCCUUCCCUCCUUUCCCCUCCCCUCCCCGACGGCCCUCGGUCCGGGGGAGGCUCCCGGACCUGCCCCGCUUUCUCACCAUCGCCGGGGAAUAAUUGCAGCGCGCUCCCUUCGCCUUAAAGCAACCGGGCGAGGCACCGGCUUCUCCCCGCCCGGGGGGCGCGUCUCGGGGCGCCUCCCUCCCCGCACGGGCCCGGUGUUUCUUGGGCUUUUCCUUCCCUUUGCCGCCCCCAUCCCCGCGCCCCGUUUCCGCUCCUGGUGCUCCAUGUCGGCCCCGCUGCCCGGCUCCCCGCUGCAGGAUGGAUGCAGACACUGACCGGGGACCCACCCCGCCGGCCCAGCCUCCCCAGCAGCCGCCUCCCAGCUCCGCCGUAAGGAGCCCUUGGGACCCUCCUCUCUUGCAGCUGCAACGGCAGCCGCGGACAGGCGCGCUCCCCGCUCAGUGACCGGCCCCUGCUCUCGCCUUCCCCCCCCCUCCUCCCCCCCCCCGCCGCCGCCGCCGCCUCCUCGCCCUAGCAGCGCUUCCCCGGGGCAUGAUGUCGGGGGGCGCCGCAGACAGCGGCACCCCGGCCCCUCGCUUCCUGGCUCCCCCGCCGCCGCCGCCCAAGAACGGUUCCAGCUCGGACAGCUCCAUCGGGGAGAAACUGGGAGCCGCCGACCACGGAGCCUCCGGGGCCGGUGGAGCAGGCGGUGGAGCAGGGAGCGGAGGCCGUAGUGAGGAGUACCGGCGCCGCCGCCACACCAUGGACAAGGACAGCCGAGGGGCGGCAGCCACCGAGCACCGCUUCUUCCGCCGUAGCGUGAUCUGCGACUCCAAUGCUACAGCCUUGGAGCUACCCAGUUUGCAGCCCGCAGCGCCCUCGGUCCCUGUCUCGGGAGGCAGCGCAGCUCCGUUGGUUUCUCCUCCCGAGGGUGCCAUCCGGACUUCUUGCAUCGCUGUCAGUGCUGCCCAGCCUCCCUCGCUGCUGCAGAAGCCGCCACCGCCUGCCCCGCUUCCCCUCGAAGGACAGUCUGCUCAGGAGCCCCCUGCCGCAAAGGAUGCUGCCCCGCUGCUGCCCAAGGAGGAGGAGGACGAGGCAACUGCGCUACCCCCCACCAGUGCCGCUGGCAGCGCGUCAGCUGCCAGCCGGGAAUUUGAGGAGCGGAGAACACAGCAGGAAGACAUUGAAGAGCUUGAGACCAAGGCAGUGGGCAUCUCCCCGGAUGGCCGCUUCCUGAAGUUUGACAUCGAGAUUGGAAGAGGCUCUUUCAAAACUGUGUAUAAAGGACUGGAUACAGAUACCACUGUGGAAGUCGCCUGGUGCGAGCUGCAGGAUCGGAAGCUGUCCAAGUCAGAGCGACAAAGAUUUAAAGAAGAAGCUGGGAUGCUGAAAGGGCUUCAGCAUCCCAAUAUUGUCAGGUUCUAUGAUUCCUGGGAGUCUACAGUCAAAGGAAAAAAGUGUAUUGUUCUUGUGACAGAGCUUAUGACAUCUGGAACACUGAAAACGUAUUUGAAAAGAUUUAAAGUGAUGAAAAUUAAAGUACUGCGAAGCUGGUGCCGUCAGAUACUGAAAGGCUUACAAUUUCUACACACGCGCACUCCUCCCAUUAUUCAUAGAGACUUAAAAUGUGACAACAUCUUCAUUACUGGCCCCACUGGAUCGGUCAAGAUUGGAGACCUUGGUCUGGCAACCCUGAAACGAGCUUCUUUUGCCAAAAGUGUGAUAGGUACCCCAGAGUUCAUGGCCCCUGAGAUGUAUGAGGAGAAAUAUGAUGAAUCCGUUGAUGUAUAUGCUUUUGGGAUGUGUAUGCUAGAGAUGGCCACGUCUGAGUAUCCUUAUUCCGAGUGCCAAAAUGCUGCGCAGAUCUACCGUCGAGUUACCAGUGGUGUCAAGCCAGCCAGCUUCGAUAAAGUAGCAAUCCCUGAAGUGAAGGAGAUUAUUGAGGGAUGCAUUCGGCAAAACAAAGGUGAAAGAUAUGCUAUUAAGGACCUCUUGAAUCAUGCUUUCUUCCAAGAAGAGACUGGAGUACGGGUAGAACUAGCAGAGGAAGAUGAUGGAGAGAAAAUUGCCAUUAAACUCUGGCUGCGAAUUGAAGACAUCAAAAAACUCAAGGGCAAAUAUAAAGAUAAUGAGGCAAUAGAGUUCUCCUUUGAUUUGGAGAGAGAUGUCCCAGAGGAUGUAGCACAGGAAAUGGUGGAAUCUGGCUAUGUCUGUGAAGGGGAUCACAAGACAAUGGCGAAAGCUAUCAAGGACAGGGUAUCUUUGAUUAAGCGAAAGCGAGAGCAGCGUCAGUUGGUGCGAGAAGAACAGGAGAAGAAGCUUCAGGAAGAAGGUAGUCAGAAGCAGCAGCUGGAGCAACAGCAACCAUCGAGUGCUUCCCAUGCAGGGUCAAAGCAUCCCCUAUCUGUCACUGGUACUACUCCUGUCCCCACUACUUCAGCAUCGGUUUCUACACAAGUGGAGCCUGAAGAACCAGAAGCUGAUCAACACCAACAACUGCAAUUCCAGCAACCCAGUAUAUCUGUUCUUUCUGAUGGGACAGUUGACAGUGGCCAGGGGUCAUCUGUUUAUACCGAAUCAUGUGUGAGCAGUCAACAGACUGUGUCGUAUGGUUCCCAGCAUGACCAGUCAGUCUCAACAGCUGCAGUCCAGGGAUAUGCAGCUUCAGUUGGCCAAGUGCAGUCGCAGCAACACGGAGGAUAUCAGCCACCUGCAGCGCCUCAGCAUCCGCGUGGGGGAACACCAACGUUCCCAGAUUCACAGAUAUUUUUCCCAACCGUUCAUGAACGGCCGGUGUCUUUCUCGCCACCACCUGUCUGCCCGCCGAAGGUGGCAGUUGCUCAGCGGCGCAAGAGCACUUCAUUUUUGGAAGCCCAAACUUGCCACUUCCAGCCAUUGCUGAAGACUGGCCAGAGUUUAGUUCCACCUGGUGGUAGCCCCACCAAUUGGACACCAGAGGCGUUCGUUAUGCUGGGCACAGCAGCUCAGAGAGUCGCUGGAGAGCCUCUGCAUGUGCAAGUUAAUCCUUUGUUUGAGCCAGCUCCUCUACACAGUGACUAUAGAUCUGGACCAACACCUCCUGAGGAUGCUCACUACAGAAUGCAUCCAGAAGCUGUAUAUUUGGUGGGCAUGCACUAUCCAACACAGACACAAGUGCAAGGUCAGUCAGCCUCAAGCAGUGCAUCAGUGCCAUCCCAGCCUACCCAGCACACUCAGCAGAAUGCACAGCAGCCAGCUGCUUCUCAACAGCCUGGACAGUACCAGCUGCAGCAGCCUUCAGUUUCUGCUGGCGCCACUCCCACACAAACUGUCUCUCAAACUCAAACUUCACAGAUUAUGCCAAUGCCUCAGGCAGCAGCUGGGACACAGCUUCCUGUUUCCCAACCAGUGUCGAUCAUCCAAGGCGAGCCUCAAUUACCUGUUGCAGCACCUUCUCUCCCACAGCCUUCAGUUGCCCCAUCAGUCCCCAUUGGCUCUCAUUUUCUACCCAUGGGACAGCCCUUGCCUAAUUCCAUGGUUCCCCAGUUCUCAGUCUCUCAGUUGCCGGUAGCAGCUUCCCAUGUGUCAGUGGCUCAGCCAGGUUUCCAGUCACUGCCCAUUUCAAUGGCAGCUGGUAUGAAUCAGCCAUUGCUCACACUGGCAACGUCUGCUGCCGCAACCGCUGUCCCUGUAGGAUCAACUGUUGUCCCUAGCCAGCUUCCCACACUGAUGCAGCCUGUGGCUCAGUUGCCCAGCCAGGUUCUCCCGCAGCUCCUGCAGCCGGCUGUCCAGUCCGUGGGAUUGCCAGUCAGCAUUGGACAAGCUGCUGAAGCUUCGCUUCCUGCUGGAGAUGCUCUUUACCAGGGCUUCCCAUCUCGGCUUCCGCCUCAAUACCCAGGCGACUCGAGUGUUGCACCUUCCUCUGCUGUGGCCUCUGUUAGCAUUCCUUCUGCCGUACUGUCCCCUCCCCUACCUACAGAUGCAGUGGCUCAGCCGGGCUACCUGGCUCCUGUUGUGCAGCCGUAUGGGGAGCAGAACGUUUUAGUUCCCAUGGGCAGCCUUGGAGCGCAGGUUCAAGUGCCCCCGCCUACAGUGAGUUUAGCACAACAGGCUUCAUCUGCCUCCUCACAGCAGGCAGUUUUGGAGGGUUCUCAAGGAGUCUCACAGACUGCUCCUCCAGAGACUCUUCCAGCAACACAGCCUGCUCAGUCUACCCCUUUAGCUUCCUCUAUGGAUAGUGCGCAUUCUGAUGUUGCUUCGGGACUGAGUGAUGGCAACGAGAAUGUUCCAGCUUCUAGCGGAAGGCAUGAAGGGAGGACUACUAAACGUCACAUGCGGAGGUCUGUCCGCAGUCGCUCUCGCCAUGAGAAGACUUCUAGGCCAAAACUGAGAAUUCUAAAUGUUUCAAAUAAAGGGGAUCGCGUAGUGGAAUGCCAGCUAGAGACACACAAUCGGAAAAUGGUUACUUUCAAAUUUGAUUUGGAUGGUGACAACCCUGAGGAAAUAGCUUCAAUUAUGGUGCAGAAUGAGUUUAUUUUAGCAACUGAGAGAGACUCAUUCGUAGAACAGGUACGAGAGAUUAUUGAGAAAGCGGAUGAAAUGCUAAGUGAGGAUGUAAGUGUGGAGCCAGAAGGUGAUCAGGGUUUGGAGAGUAUGCGGACAAAAGAUGAUGGCUUCUUUCCAGGGUCGCAGAAAUUAGAGUUCAAACAGCCAGAUCCUACAUCUUCCAUGCCACAAAGAAUAGGGGUUCCUCCUAGCUCCUUUACCCAGGUUGUCCAUUCUGCAGGAAGACGGUUUAUUGUCAGCCCUGUCCCUGAGAGUCGGUUAAAAGAACAGGGCUUUUUCACAUCUGCUAUUCCUGGAGCAAAAGAAACUCCGGAUAUGGUUGCUGCUUCUCCACUGCAUGGUCCUGGAAUGAAUCUCUCCCACUCGGCAUCAUCACUGAGCUUGCAGCAAGCUUUCUCUGAGAUGGGGCAUGCUCAAAUGACAGAAGGACCUAGUACAGCUCCUCCAGUGUUCAAUCAAACAGUAGCGCCAUUUCCACCUGCACUUUCUACCAUGGCGGGCAGUGGUGCACCUUCUGCAUCUGUGGCUGCUUCUUCAAUAUCUGUUCCCUCCAGCACAGGUGUUUCUCUUCCAGGUUCUGUUACUUUGCCUUCAGAAAGUGCAGCUGUUGGAGUUGCACCAAGUGCAAGUGUGCCAAGCUCUAGUUCUCCACCUCCAGCCUCACAAUCUGGACAGCCAUCAACUGGUGUCGCUUCCAGUGUGAGCGCCCCUGCUUCUUUCUCCUUACCUACCACAUCCCAGCCUGCUCAAUCAGUAACUGGAGACAUUGCCCCCAGUAUCAGCACACCGUCUUCUUUGGCACUGCCAUCUACCCAGGUUCCUGGUGUCACUGGCCUUGGUGUCGUUGCACCAGCUGCGACAUCUCAGUCUACUCCUCAGAUUGGAAGUAGUAUGGCAGCACCACAGACAUCUGUUGCCCUGUCUCUGUCUCAGAAUGUGGCUUUGCAGCUUCCUCAGCUUAGUAGCAGUGGCUCUGUCUCCAAUCUGGCAGAAACAACAGUUGUAAGUGCUCCACAGUCACUACCUGAGAGUGGGCAGUCUAUGGAUGAUAAAUCACAGCUCUGCAAUGCAGCUGGCUUAUCUCUUCCAAUCUCUGCACCUUUAUCGUCCUCAGCAGCAACAAGCAUAUGUGGUUCAGUCACUCAGCCAGUGAUACAUCCCUUACUUGUCCCAUCAGGAAUUACAUCAACACCCGUCCUACCCCAGAUUCCAGGUGCAACACCCAUGUUGCCCCAGGUUCCCUUACCUGGUGUCUUACCACAACCAGUUACUAACUUGCCUGCAGUACAGCAAACGCUGAUACACAGCCAGCCUCAGCCAGCUCCGUUACCCAAUCAGCCUCAUAUUCACUGUCUGGAGGCUGAUGCUGAUGCUCAGUCUAAAGCUCCUGGUAUUGAUGAUAUAAAGACCCUGGAAGAAAAGCUACGCUCUCUCUUCAGUGAACACGGUAACGUGGGAACAGCGCAUCCGUCAGUAUCUCUGGAGACAUCGUUGGUAAUGGAAACUACAGUUAUUCCUGGGAUACCAACCACUGCUGUUGCACCAACUAAACCCCUGACAUCCAUUAGCACUUGUAUACCUCCGAGCAGUUUGCCUCUUGGACCCACUGGCUUGCCAGUGCUGACUCCAGUUGCCACUCCUGGGCAAGUGAUCACCCCAGUCAGCUAUAUUUCGGCAUCGAGCAGCAUUGCAACAGCAGUAGUGAAACCAGGAACCUCUCCUUCAAAGCCCCCUCUUAGCAGGGUACCGGUGCUACCAGUAGGUUCUGAACUUCCAGCUGGCACUCCAUCCAGUGAGCCGCUGCCACCUUUUCCAGGACCUUCACUAACUCAGUCCCAGCAGCCACUGGAAGAUCUGGAUGCUAAGCUGAGAAGAACCCUUAGUCCAGAGACCAUUCCAGUGACAUCUGCUCCUGCCUGUUCUGUGCCCUCAGUAGCAUCUACAACGGUUACCGGGCUGGUGUCCACAGCAACACAGUCUCUGAAGGAUGCUUCAGCAUCAUGUGGUGGAGAGAGCAGUGCCAUGGCCACCACGGCAGGAGCCGGGGUUCUUAAGAUGGGACGGUUUCAGGUAUCCGUGGCAGUGGAUGAUGUGCUAAAAGAGGGUGACAAACCUGUAACUAAGCCGGUGCAAUUUGAAACCACCUCCACUGAUUCUUCAUCUCUUUCUGGCAGUAGCCCAGAGAGUACAUUGGUAAAGCAGGCUGGCAGUCGGAAAAGUGAGGCUGUCCCUGACACUUCCUUGCCUGUGGUAGAUGGUAUUUCUCAGACAGUUCCUGUGCUGCAAUUACCAGUAGAUGUUGGUCAGCCUACUAAGGUCGGGCGCUUUCAGGUAACAACAACAACGGAUCAAGUGGGGCGCUUUUCGGUGUCAAAGACUCAGGAUGAGGUCAGCUGUGCGGAGAAAGAGCCAAUGACUCUUCCUCUCUUUGUGGACUUGGAACAAGUUGCUUCUUCAGCUCUGAAGAAAGAGUUGGAGUCAAGGCAGUCCCCACACAUGAACGGCCCGUCCUCUGAACUGGAGGCUGCCUUCUUAAGCGGGAUGGCUAAGGAUUUGGAUGAUGGCUCAGGGAGCCCAGACUCCCUCCAGCCCCUGGGGUCGAAGAUCAGCCUCCCUGUUCAGAGCCUUAGCAACUCAUUCAACUCUUCCUACAUGAGCAGCGACAAUGAAUCGGAUAUUGAAGAUGAAGACUUGAAAUUGGAACUCCGUCGGUUACGGGAGAAGCACCUUAAAGAGAUCCAGGAGCUGCAGAGUCGCCAGAAGCAGGAGAUUGAGUCACUGUACAUGAAAUUGGGAAAGGCUCCACCUGCAGUAAUUAUUCCCCCAGCUGCACCCCUUUCUGGAAGGAGGAGACGACCUACUAAAGGAAAAAGCAGCAAGUCCAGUCGUAGCAGCUCCCAGGGAAACAAAAGCCCUCAGCUAUCAGGCAAUCUGUCAACUCAAAGUGCGCCGUCAGUCUUGCCCCCGCAGCAGACUCUUCAUCCUCCUGGUAGUGUGCCGGAGACCGGGCAGAACCAUUUGUUACAGCCCCUCAAACCUUCACCUUCUAGUGAAAAUCUCUACUCUGCCUUUACCAGUGAUGGUGCCCUUUCGGUACCAAGCCUUUCGGCACCAGGCCAAGGGACCAGCAGCACUAACACGGUCGGGGCUACAGUGAACAGCCAAGCACCCCAGCCUCAGGCUCCUGCUAUUGCCUCAAGCCGGAAGGGGACUUUCACAGAUGACCUGCACAAGCUGGUAGAUAACUGGGCCCGAGAUGCCAUGAACCUGUCUGGCAAGAAAGUUGGCAAAGGGCAUAGCAACUAUGAGGGCCCUGGAAUGGCAAGAAAAUUCUCGGCACCGGGUCAGCUCUGUAUCUCUAUGACAUCUUCCCUGGGUGCUACGCCCAUCUCUGCAGCAUCAGCUACCUCUUUAGGUCCCUUCACGAAGGCCAUGUGCCCUCCGCAGCAGUACGGUUACCCAGCAGCGUCUUUUGCCACUCCAUGGAGUGGGACGGGUGGUCCGGCGCAGCCACCGCUUGGCCAGUUCCAGCCUGUGGGUGCCGCCUCUUUGCAAAGCUUCAACAUCAGCAAUUUGCAAAAAUCGAUCAGCAACCCUCCAGGCUCCAACCUGCGGACCACUUAGCCGCGCUCGGAGGCCACGCUGGCUAGACCUUGGGACAGGACGUGGGGAGGGAGAUGGGGGCCCUGUAUCAACUACUAGUGCUGCAAUGAACUGGUAGUUUGCCAGACUGGGAAUGAAUUUCUCUUUUCCAACCAUUGCUGUCAGCUCUCUGUAAAGGGAGUUUCCCCACACGCUUUCGAGGGGGAGGAGGAUGAUCAGCAUCCUUACGAUGGGACAGUGCUUUUGACCGAGGGGUUCUGCUCUUGUUUGGAACAAGAGCCGUGAAGAGAAGUCACGGGGUCGGUUAAUGCAGUCUUGCUGUAAAAUUUCUCUCUGGUUGUUGGCUGAAUCCACACGUGUUGAGUUGGGAGAGCGGGAUCCUAGCAUGAGGCUUUAGCACACUUCUCAUCUCUCCCUGAAGAAUCAAGACCAGGAGAAAAGCUGUCCAAAUCCCCCUCCUCUCCCUCUCCCCAGUCAAUUGUAUCUGGCUCCGAAACGAUGGGGCACACGAAUGGACUUGCAGUGCAGCCCGUGCUUGAUAGGUCAUUACUGCUUUAAGUAAGAUAUUAACAGCUUUGACUGCAGCAUUAGAGCAAUUUAAAUUGUUUAAAAAUUUUUAAAAGUUCCCUGCGGACAUGUACUUACCAUCAGUUUUGAUGUGGAAACACUGUGAUAUAUAAAUGUUGUUGGACAACAGUAGUUUAAAAAUGAGUGGAAUAUAGAGGGUUAAAAAAGUUAAAAAGAAAAAAAUGGGAAAAAAAGCUAGCUAUAUCCUUAUACUUAUUGGAGACACUUUAACUUUCCUUUGUAUUUUCAUUGUAUUAGAUAAAUAAAUGUGAAUGUAAAAUUGUAUAAAUUAAUGUACUUGAAUACUUGUCUGUUCUCCCAGUAUGCUUGCUGGAUAUUUUAGUGCCUUGGACUUCUCUUGCUUCUGCAGUUAGCAGCGUCUUCCCAGCGGAGCCCCAGGUGGAGAGAGGGCAGGUUCAGAGAGGGAUGGGUUGUUCGUACCUGGUGACUGGGACAUUCGAGUUGAUGUCGCGAUACCGUUCAGAGUAGGCGUACGGAGGGGGAAGCCAUGGAGGUGGUGCGUUGGACCGGCGCUCGGUGCGUUGGGGAAACUCGUCCAGGCGGGCAGAUCUGAGGUUGCUGGUGUGACGGGGGCCAGGUGGGGGUGGGACGGAGCGGCGUGGGUGAAGCUAAUAUGGGACCGACCAAUAUUGGCUACAGAGGCAGGAGGUCUGGAUCAGAAACAGAGAGAGGACGGGGAGAACGUGUAUCUGUGGGAAAGGCCCGGCUUAAGAUGCAGUUAGACUCCACCCGCAAAGUGGUAGAGAUGUUUGGUCAGGAUGUGACUUGAGGGAGAGGUGCCAUUGUUCGUUGGCGUGGGCUUGUCUGCUGGGAUUGCUUUUCUUACCUUCUUGUUUUUGGUUGGGUUUUUUUGGUUUUGUUUUUUUUUUUUUUAAUAAAAUCCAUUUAAGCCAGGAAUAGACUGUCCUGGUGCGACGUCCAUUGCCGGCAAUGGAUGUACUUGAAACAGCCGGCAUCAAGAAGUUUCCUCUGUCUUACUUGCAGGAUUUCUGAUUUUGUUAGCUCUAACAAAUUUCAAGCUGGUACCAGGACUGUAUCUGUCACCUCUUGGUAACUGUACUGUACCUUCUGCUUUGGUCGUUCUCCCUUUUCAUAUUUAAAAAGAUACUGGUUUCCUCUUCCAAGUAAAAAUAAUACCAGCCAGUAUUUAUGUAGUGCUGCAAGAAGCUGUGAAGGAUGCGAGGACUGCUUCCUGGUUCCGGGGAGCAGCUCUCCGGUAUCCCGCAAGCUGGUGCACCACGGAGGUGGUGUUAUUGAAUUUUUGUUUUUUUUUCUGGGAGCGCUGUUCCCCCGUGGAGCCUUAAUAGGGAGGUUUUUCUGUCUGCAGGUGUUCUCACUCUUUUAUUUUUAAAGAAACGUGCAAGAUCCGUUCCUUUCUUGUCACUUUUUUUUUUACAGCUGUUUUGGCAGCAGGGGCAGGCGCAGGCUGGAGAGGGAGGCCUGAGGGGGAGAGCUGGGGGCGAGGGGGCCAGGCUCUGAGCCCCUUCGAUUGGGGGUUUAUCCUUUGUAACUGAAGUGCAGAAUAGAGCUACAGAACGAGAGAGGAGGCUCGUUGUGGAAGCGGGGGGGAAGCAGGGGUCCCUGUGGCUGAAGUGAAGCGGAGAACCUCUGCUCCUCCAUCGGGAGGCGCGCAGAGAAGUUUCCUGAAAGCGCCCGGUGCGAGGGGCGAGGCCCGCGCUGGGAACGGGAGCGGAGCAAACCUGGGGCAGUAAUGACACAAGGGGAAUAUUCAUGACAGGGGAACCAAUCAGCUGGAUGCAGCACGUGGUUAUUUAAUUUUGAUCGAAUAAGUUUGAGGUCGUUUUUUCACCUAAAGUUAUACAAGAACUGGUUUUAUUUACUAUUGAUUUCCCCUCCCCCCACCCUCCUCCUGUGGAUGAAUAACUGAAGUCUAGAGGAAUAAACUAAUGCUACUGAACUGUUAAAUUAUUUUGUUUAAUAUUACACUUUGAGUAUCUUUUUCCACAUAAAAUCUGUUUCUGAAUUACAAGCGUUUUCUUUACGUUAUUUAACAAUGUACACUGUAAAAAAAAAAAAUAAAAAAAAUAAAAUGAAUUGAAACUUUGGG
Molecule: messenger RNA, 11298 nt
Organism: Phalacrocorax carbo (great cormorant)
Lineage: Eukaryota; Metazoa; Chordata; Aves; Suliformes; Phalacrocoracidae
Source: RefSeq, a predicted model, not a curated record